GUGAUCUCGCGAGACUCCGGGACAUUUUUGUCUCUUUUUCCCGUGUGAGAGCUGCUGAGGCGUGAAGUCACAGAUCGAAACGGAACAUGAUCCAGGACUGAGAGCGGGUCACUUCACCGAGGGAAUGGAUCCGAGGCUUAGCUGCGGCUCUCCGCGGGAGGACGGCGAGCUGGAGGACGGGGAAAUCUGCGAUGACGAGGCGGAGGAGAAGCAGCAGCGGCCGCCGCAGGGCGCGAGGCCUGGAGCCGCGUCACGGAAACCCAAAACCUCCACACCGCGAUCCAAACCCACCGGUAUGGGACCGGGGAAGGACUUCCGCUCUCCACCGCCGCUCUUCAGACAAGGGCCCAUGAUACACGGCAACUUCCCCGUGUGUUCCAGCGGGCCGGACCGGUUAGAGCCGUCCAGUCCACGAACCAGCUUCUGGGAGCGCAGUCACAGGGCACUGGGCCGCCUCCGGUACCGGGGGAGACCCGGGGAGAACCGCGGGGAGAACCGCGGGGACAGAGCGCGAGGGGCCGCGAGGGGAAGAAAUAUACACCGGAGGGAUUCAUUCAACUGGAAACAGAAACCAGUCGGCCGUGCGGCGCCUCGCAAACCGCCGUACAUCUCCUCCAAACCGGAGAACGGCAUGGACGAGAGCUUCGAGGAUCUCCUCAUGAAGUACAAACAGAUCCAGCUGGAACUCGAGUGCAUCCGCAACCAGGAGAGGAGAGCGCUGAAACCCAGCGUAGACUCGCCGCACAGGGAGCAGGAGGACACGACCACUGCCGAGACGCUGCCGGGGCUGGCGGAAGGGGCGGAGUCAGACCUCCCGGAGAUCAGGGAGGAGCUGGAGGAGAGGAAGGCGUUCCAGGCGUUUAACCUCCGACCUCUCAGACAGAAACUACUGACACCUGCAGAGAGAGACGCACUCAACACGAAGACCACCCAGGGGGCGGAGCAAAAGGAUGGGGAGCAUAACGAGGAGAACAAUGAGGAGGUGAAGAUGGAGGUGGAGAAAAGUCCUGUCGAACCGACAACUCAGAACGAUGCUGAAGAAGAGGAGGAGGAGGAGGAGGAAGAUUCAUCAGACCUGAGCAUCUCACUAAGCAAAGAGACAAACAGAACUCGUGGCAAGGAUGAAGAUGAUGAGCUCUCGGAGCUGCAGCUGCGUCUCCUCGCUCUACAGUCGGCCAGUCAGAGGUGGCAGCAGAAGGAGCAGCAGGUGAUGAAGGAGAGCAAAGAGAAACUGAAUCGUGCCAAAACCACGCCCGAGCACUACCGGGUCACCACCAGGUCAGCCUCUGCCGGCAGGGGUCGCCCAGGGUCAGGGCUCAAAGGUCAAGAGAAGGGCAAACCUCCAGGUAGACUGGGCACAGAGCGGGGCAAAACAGCACCUAAAGGACAUCCAGCUAAACACACCUUGAGCCCAGUGUCGAAGCAGGCAUGGAGAAAGCAGCAGCUGCGUACGUGGAAGCUGCAGCAGGAGGCACAGAAGCAGAAGAGCGAGGAAGACGAGGAGAAGAAGAAGAGAGAGGAGGAAAUACGCAAGAUCAGAGACUUAUCCAAUCAGGAGGAGCAGUACAACCGCUUUAUGAAACUUGUGGGAGGGAAACACCAUACACACAUCAAAUUUAUAGACCCUGAACACAGGAAGUUGUUGUUGAAGCAGGGACUCGACUUUGUGGGUAAUCUGUACCAGUAUGACAAUUAUGAUGAGGUUGCCAUGGAUACAGACAGUGAGACAAACUCUCCAGCUGCGUCUCCAGCGCAUGAGCCGUUUGUUAGUGUUGGGUCUCUGUACACGGUUCCAGCGUCUGUGUUCUCUUUAGGCUCCGCCCCUCUCCGACAGGGCCUUUCUCAGUAUUGUGUGGACCCAGUGGGUGUGGUUUCACUGACCCCGCCUCCUCCACCCCCCCCAAUGCCUCCUCCAGAGGAAUCGGAGCGUCCACCCAAACCUCCUUUUGCUGAUGAAGAAGAAGAAGAGGAGAUGAUGCUGAGGGAGGAGCUUCUGAAAUCGCUAGCUAACAAACGUGCCGUGAGAGCAGAGGACACAUCCAGCAACAGUGGUCCUCCCUCUCCCAUCAGACCUGUAGCUCCACCCACCAUCAGAGCCCUGCCCACUGCAUCUUCUGCCUCUCUCGGGUUCAGCACUGGCUCCGUCCUCUCUCGUAAUUCCAGCAAGUUUGCCCGGGGAGCCGGGGCAUCCAGAGUGCCACUGGUGCUGCCGCGACACAAAGCCGUGGUGGUUCGUCUGAACGCGUCUGAUGACAGCGACUCUGAGUUGGAGGCCUCGAGCUCGGCGCAGUGUGUGUUCGGGGGGCUGGAGUCCAUGAUUAAAGAGGCUCGGAGAACUGUAGAGGCGGCGAGACCGAGGCCCGUUCCUGUGGCUGAGAAGGAGAACAACCCACUGAGGAUUCCUGACACUUUACCUGAGGGAACUGUAAUGGAGUACCGCCUCCUGAGGGCGGAGCUAACCAGUCGGGAGAAUCAGCGUGUCAGGAAUUCUGAUUCUGCUGCUUCCUCUCCUGUCGGAUUUGACUUGGAUGUGGAUGUUCUGGGAAAAGCAUCUGAACUUGGAGACAUGGAGGAGAAACUCGCCAGACACCAUGCUCAGCUGCAGAAGGACCAGACUCUGCUCAAUCAGCUCCAUCAGCAGGAGCUCAGGAAGAAAGAGUCUCUGAAACUGGCUGAGGCUAAAGUGGUGAGACUGAAGGAGCAGCUGCUUGCGGCUGAGAAGGUGGCCAGCGCAAACCGGGUGCUGCUGAGAAAACUGCAGGAACAGGUCCAGCGUGUGCAGCAUCGUGUGGCAGUAAAACAGCACCAGGCCAUGCGGAUGGAGAGAGAGCUGCUGUGUAACACAGGAGCAGUGAGUGGGAACUACAAACGCAACAACACACAACUCUCUGUAGGGAAACGUGCGCGUGUGGACGUGUCCGACUCUCACUACGCUGAUCUGAUGGCUCAGAAGAGGCGUCUACAGCAGCUGGAGAGCGAGUACGCCCUGAAGAUCCAGAAGCUGAAGGAAGCUCAGGCGUUGCGUCAGGCGAGCGCUCCCAUCAUGCCCUGCAGCGUCACACAGCCCUCGCUCCACGACCUCACGCAGGACAAACUCACGCUCACCAGCGACGACCCCGGUGACGACCCUGACACCGAGGGGGCGGAGCCUCAGCCGGCCGACGGCAACACCUCCACGCGCCGCCGCUCUUUCCGCGAGUCCGGCUCCUUUACUAAACCCAACCUGAGCCACGGCGAGACUCCGGCCACACCCACCACACCGACCACGCCCACCACAUCCUCCAAACAAGCCACGCCCCCUGCAGAGCUGCUCCUGUUCGGCCUGAAAGUGGAGGACCUGCGGCUGCGCUAUCAGCAGUGUGAGAUGCUCCCAGAUCUCCUGAGACAGGAACUGCGUUUACAAGGGGGCGCUCUGCUGAACAUCCAUCCCAGUGACAGGAUAAUUCAGGUGGACUUUGACCCCAUGGCCCCUCAGCAGGUCCGGAGCGAGCUGAAACCGGUUCCCUUCGGUCCAUACCGCAGUCCUCUCUUGGUGUUCAGAUCGUACAGGUUCAGUCCGUAUUUCCGCACUAAAGAGAAGCUUUCUCUGAGCUCCAUCACCUACAGUCACGCCAUCGAGCCGCGCAAAUGCUUCUGUCGCUUCGACCUGACGGGAACCUGCAACGACGACGACUGCCAGUGGCAGCACAUGAGAAACUGCUCUCUGAAUGGAAACCAGUUGUUCCAGGACAUCCUGUCCUACAGCCUUCCUCUGAUUGGCUGCUCAGACCAGAGUUCCACCAAUGACAUCAAUUGCUCUACAGAGAAGUACAUCAAGAAGCUGUUUGGAGCAAAUAAAGACCGGAUGGGUUCGGACCAGAAAGCAGUACUGCUAGUCAGUAAAGUCAACGAGAGCUUACGGCACGUGCCACCGUUUACCACUUACAAACAGAGGAGGAAAUGGAGACCGGAACCACACAGAACCACACCAGACCCAAACACUGCAGCUGAGAGUGAGGAGGAGAACAUCACCAUACCUUCUGCUGCUGAGGAGGAUGUGAGUGUGUCUGAGUGCAGGUUAGUGUCGGAUGUGUGUGUGACUCAGGAUGAUAAGCGAUACUUUGACAGUGAGACGGACGACAUUUCGAAUCUGGAGUACAGUGUGUUGGACAGCCCGAGAGACAGACAGCUGUGGAUCAAACUCGCCUACAGAUACCUCAACCAGAAGGAUACCAGCGUGGUGUCUGAGUGUGUGGACGCUGCACUAAACACACUCUCGCGUGCUCUGGAGGAUAAUCGUGAGGAUGAGGAGUUGUGGUGUCACUACCUCACACUGUUCUCAUGCCGAGGCAGCACUGACGAUGUCCGGGAGAUGUGUGAUAUGGCUGUGGAGCACGCAGCACACUACACUGUGUGGUGGACUUACCUGAGCAUCGAGAGCUCUUUUGAUGGAAAGGAUGCCGUGUGUAAACGGAUGCUGCAGUUCCUGGUGGAUGCUGCAGGGAGUGCUGUGGAGGAGCUCUCAUCCUUUCACCUGCUGGAGACGCUGCUGUACCGAGCUCAGCUUAGUGUGUUUACAGGGCGAGUGCACAACGCCCGACACAUCCUGCAGGGUGCGCUCAUGAUUGAGGGAGAGUGUCGCGUGUCAGGACAUCUCACUCUGUCUCACCUCUGUCUCGCGUGGCUCUCCUACAUUCACCUGUGUGAGUUUGGGAUGCUUCCGGCGCACCUGUACGACCCGGCUAACUCCAACCCGUCCCACAUCGUCAGCCUGGAGACCUUCCUGUUUCCCUGGAGGACGAGCGAAGAUAUAAAAACUCCUCCUGAACGUCUCAUCACGCUGUUCCAGGAUGCGAUAUCGAGUUGUGUAGAUGAGGGUGUGUCUCCAGCUGAACGCACUCUUGCAUGUUUGCCUUUGCACCUCAACCUGCUCCACCUGUACAGAGUUCUGGGAAGGCUGAAGGAAGCCAUCGCACUGUGUGAGAGCAUGCUGGAUGUGGUCCCUCACUGCUGUCCCCUGCUGGAGGCUCUAAGUGAGAUUCAUGCUGCAGGUGGAGAUGCAGAUGAGGCAGCGAGUGUGUGGUUGUGUGCACACAGGCUCCGCCCACACGACGCCCGAGUGUUUUACAGUCUGUGUAAAUGUCUACACACACAGGAGAAACACGAUGAGAUGGACACACUCUUCAAGCAGUUUGUGUGUUUCCUGGUUAAUGGUGUUGAAGAUCUCUCUCCUGCAGUGGUGUUACGACACCUGUUGGGUGUCACAUCUGAGGACCUGCGUCUCCCCGUCCCGUCUCUCCCUGAGCAGCUCCAGGACCAGCUCCCUUACCUGCACCUCAUACACAGUUUCUGGCAGUCGGUGCGAGGCACUGUGGUUGAGGCAGUGGAGGCUUUUGAGGCAGCACUUGGGGCAAUUUCAGAUCUGGAGGUGGUGAAGAAGCUCUGGCUUGAUUAUCUCCUCUUUACUAGCAGUAAGCUGGCAGGCCGAGAUCUGCGAGUGUUCAGUGAUUUGGUGCAGCGCUGUCUGAACACCACACCCUGCAGGAUCAGCCUCCCACACCACAGCGCCACCUACUGGACCUGCUACAGCUUCCACAACCAGGUGAUCUCCUUCUAUCUGAGUUUUCUUCCUCCAUCACUUCACUCAUCUGCUUUGGAGAGAUUCAGACACACUAUGCCCAACAACUCUGAACUCUGCCUCAGGGUUCUGCAGCAGGAGUGGAGUGAUGAGAAUGUGGAACACCUGAAGCUACAGACACGUCUGAUGACUGCAGCAGUCCCCACCUGUCUGUCUGCCUGGAGGAUAGCGGUUGCUGUACAGACGCAGCAGAAGUGCAGAGUUGAAGUGCAGAAGCUCUAUCAGCAGGCUCUCCAGAAGUUGCCGCUGUGUGCUGCUCUGUGGAGAGAUUGGCUCCUGUUUGAAGCUGCAGCUGGAGGUAAAACUGACACACUGAACAAACUGGUAGUGAAAUGCCAGGAUGUGGGAGUGAGUCUGAGUGAGCCGCUCAGUGUAAACUCUCACACUCAGGACUCCUGAAGUCUGCAGUCACUCCCUCGUUCCCUUCCUUCCUCCCUCACUCCUGUCCUCCCUCUACCCUCUAACUCCUCCCUCACACACUCCUGUAAAACACACACCAUCCUCCCAUCACACACACUCACACACUCUCUCUGCAAUAGACAGGAGCGGCGUGUGUAUGUGUAUGUGUGUGUGUGUUUGUGUGUGUGUUUGUGUCAACAAGCUGAACAUGAUCUCCAGCUAAGCGAGUGUGUGUCCUCCAAGUCGUCCUGUACGUAAGUAUGGAGCUGAUCUCAGAUCUCAGAGCUGCUGCUGCUGCUGCUGUUUCACUGCUUUAUGAUUCCAGUGUGUUUUAAUCCACUUUUACUUCAUUCGUCCACCGAUCCCAGUUUAUAGUCUCUCUCUCUCUCUCUCUCUCUCCCCCUCCCCCCACACCCGUGGUGUAGCAGUGUUCACAUCGACAGUAUUUUAAAGACGUUUAUUUUCAGCAUUAAACACCACGGAUCUGAGAGAGAGAGAGAGAGAGAGAGAGAGAGAGAGACUCUGAGGUUCCAGUUUGUUUUAAGGGCUCAAAAUAAAAAAAAAAAACUACAAGGAUUCUAAACGACAGCAGUAUUGUGUGAAUGGAAGCUCAGCAGUGACCUCGUGGUGUUUUCUCGCGGUGUUUUCUCGUGGAGACUCUACGGAGAACGCUAAUGCUGCUCAGAUCCCUCAGCGAGCCUCCACUAACUCUAUGUGCAAGUGUUCUUUUUUUUCUUGUAAAAAUAUCAUAUUAAUUAAAAGUAUUCAGGAAACAUGCAGAAAUGAUAUUUCAACUGUUUUAUUUUGUAAUUGAAAAAUGUUUCAAUUAAAUUAUUUUGUACAGAGA
Silurus meridionalis is the source of this 6863-nucleotide messenger RNA. It is a transcript of the gene zfc3h1, whose product is annotated as zinc finger C3H1 domain-containing protein. Gene Ontology annotation, cellular component: nucleus; exosome (RNase complex). Gene Ontology annotation, molecular function: protein binding. The coding region runs from base 125 to 6016 and encodes 1963 amino acids. The transcript is spliced from 35 exons. Gene Ontology annotation, biological process: RNA processing. The record is from RefSeq and is a predicted model, not a curated record. NCBI's taxonomy places the organism in Eukaryota, Metazoa, Chordata, Actinopteri, Siluriformes, Siluridae.